CCCAACAACAAGACAUUCUUCUUGCAGUACAAGUGUUGUUGUAGACUGCUUGUCAGCCGUUUUUUUGUUAAAUUGUGUUAGUGAAAUACAUAUUAUAAACGAACUUCAUCAUGAUUUCCGGCUUAAAAUUAUGAGACCUUUGAGGCGACAGGACUAGCAAGCGUGUUCUCAAAAGGCCGUGCAAAACGCAGAACUGCCACUAGCUGCUAAUGGUUUUGUAUCACUUUCACUUCAAAUGUCAAAUGAUAAUACUAGUCAGUAUACUGAACCGUCCUAUGGCGGCGAUGUAGAUGAACCGUCCGCGAAAAAGUCUUUUGAUGAAGCCGGAAACCUUAGCUCUUGUUUAAGUGUUCACAGGCCAUUGACUGAACGGAGUUUAAAAGAAAGUGUCCACGGGUGGCGUGGUGUUCAGAACAGCCGGACUUCCCCAAGUGAGGUGGCCAAUAUUCCGACUCAGCUGCCUGUCAACGCUGUCAGUGAUGCCACAGCAGAUAGAAAUGGACAAGCCAUCCACAAGAAAGAGACACUGCUUAAAGGUGUUGGCUUUACCAGCACCUCCUUCAUUGGCCCUCUUUGUCAUCAAGGGAUUAAACCAAAAACGAAUAUUGAGGAUGAACUGGACCAUUUCUACAAAGAGCUUGAACAUAUUGAACCAAAAGAUGUAGACAAACCUGAUGACUGUAAUGCAGACAGAAGCACGCUGGCAAAAAAACAGCAAUACCCUGUUCCACAACAACAAAUCCAGCCUGACCUCAGCCAGCCUAUGAGGCACCCUGGACCUCAUACAGACCAGUUGUCUCAAAAUCUUACACAGAACUUCAGACAUUUGCCACCUUACUAUCAGUGCUGGGAUGUUUCAUACUUACCUGCCUUGCAAGGGUCUGAUCGCCCAAUCAUCGGUUUUGGAACAAGAUCUCAAAGACCCCUGUAUCGAUUUCCUUCACCAUUCUUACCACCACCACUAAGAAUACCACCAUAUCCUCUUGGAGAUGGAUCAAGGGCCAACAUCUGGUGUCCAAAUCAAGAAAGUUUUCAGUGGGGAAAUGUGCCAUUGCAAUCAGGUCAUACAUAUCAGCGUGACCGUAUCAACCAUGCUUAUUAUCAAGACCAUUACGAGUUAAUUCCAAAUGACUUUGGUUGUAAUGAACCCCACAACAGUAACCCAGAUUGCUCCCAACCCUAUAGACAAACUAGCUUUUUACAGACGAAUUCAGAAGAAUUUAAGCUUUAUCAACAAGCUCACACCCAUCCUGGUCAAAUAGUUGAUCCAGGCUCUUUGAAGUUAAUAUUGAUGAGGGGAGCUCCAGGUUCAGGGAAAUCCACACUGGCCAGGGAGCUAUUGUCGUCUUGUCCCCAUGGACUGAUCCUAAGCACUGAUGACUACUUUCUUCAAGAAGACCAUUAUGUUUAUGACGCACGCCUACUGGGAGAUGCACAUCAUUGGAACCAAAGUCGAACUCGAGAGGCAUUACGUGAUUACUGCUCACCAAUUAUUAUUGAUAACACAAACAUGCAAGCCUGGGAAAUGAAACCAUACGUGCAAAUGGCUGUAGAGAGAGGAUAUAUUGUGUGUUUCUGUGAGCCUAACACUAGUUGGAAAUAUGAGCCGUCUGAAUUAGAGAGGAGGAACAAGCAUGGUGUCCCAAAACAGAAGAUAGAAAAGAUACUGGAACGAUUUGAACAGCCCAUGACUGUGGAUAUUGUGCUAAACUCUCAGGAACCUCCUCGUCAGAGCACUGUACAUGCUUUUAAACAAGGACGGAAGAGGCAGUAUGAGUGUUUUUAGUAGAUGAACUUUAACACUAGUAGCCUAAUAAUAAUAAUUUUAGAUACCGGUUGUUAAAUUGACUGUGACAUUUUAUUAAACAACUCAGGGAAUUCGUCAUUCAGUGAUUCUAUGUCUUCAUUGUUUUACUUUGUAGAAUAGAAUCUAUUCUAUUCUAUUCUAUUUCUUCAUUGUUUCACUUUUUAAUGUGAAAUGUUUUGCCACCAUAAUGAAAUACAAUAAAUAUUUUUUUUAUUUUCGA
Sardina pilchardus (European sardine) is the source of this 2027-nucleotide messenger RNA. RefSeq names its product NEDD4 binding protein 2-like 2 (gene n4bp2l2). Lineage: Eukaryota; Metazoa; Chordata; Actinopteri; Clupeiformes; Clupeidae. Bases 236 to 1786 code for a protein of 516 amino acids. The transcript has 5 exons. Gene Ontology annotation, molecular function: transcription corepressor activity. Gene Ontology annotation, biological process: negative regulation of transcription by RNA polymerase II. Gene Ontology annotation, cellular component: nucleus. The record is from RefSeq and is a predicted model, not a curated record.